CGACGUGUCGACGAUGGAGUUUGCGACAAAAGACCAUUCCAAGCGCGGUCAGCGAUAUGACGCGCUACACAACGCUGAUGACGAUUCUGGUUCGCACACCGAGGUGGAGGACCAUUGGGAUACCGAGAACGCCAUUCAGCCCAGGCGGAGAAGGAAAACAUUUUGGAGAAGAGUGAAGGGGUGCCGGUGGAUGAUCGACACCACACUUUUGCUCGUUAUUGUAGGGCUGCUGGCAGAGAAGCGAUGGCAGCACCACACAAAAAGCCACGAGUACCAAAUCGCUGGUGACAUUACUGGAUUUGCACCAACCUUUCGUCAGCAGAUUGUGACUUUCAAGCCUGACUCUGCUUUCGCGCCCGAGGAUCCGACACAGUUCUGGAGUAACGAGACACAGCACGCAUGGCUGAGCAUAGUACCAGAGGGUCUAGGAUACGUCGAGGUGAAGAAGCCGUCGGAAUACUCAAACCUGCCACACCCGAUCCACGACUAUACCAACCAGACGGUCUUUACCACGUCGGUUACACACCAGUUGCAUUGCCUCUACACCGUACUAGAAGCGUACAAUUCGAUGAAGAUUGCCAUUGCCUCGCCGGCAUCGGCGAACCCGGUCAAGAUGCCGUGGCACAUCAACCAUUGUUUCGAAUACCUUAGACAAGCCAUCAUGUGCGCGGGAGACGUGGCGCUCGAGGGGGCCGCGACGAGCUUCCCAGGGAACGAGCACGGUGAAGAUAGAGGGGGCAGCGAUGGCUGGGAUGCAAAGCACGUGUGCAAAGACUACGGCGAGAUAUACAAGUACCUGGAGAAGGAGACGAUCAAUCACAUGAAGUGGAUCUCGUCCGAGUAG
Messenger RNA from Exserohilum turcica Et28A, 844 nucleotides. RefSeq lists its product as uncharacterized. Lineage: Eukaryota; Fungi; Ascomycota; Dothideomycetes; Pleosporales; Pleosporaceae. The record is from RefSeq and is a predicted model, not a curated record. Gene Ontology annotation, biological process: mycotoxin biosynthetic process. Bases 14 to 844 code for a protein of 276 amino acids. The transcript is spliced from 2 exons.